Gastrolobium bilobum is the source of this 2093-nucleotide messenger RNA. RefSeq names its product dynamin-related protein 4C-like. Gene Ontology annotation, cellular component: cytoplasm; membrane; microtubule. NCBI's taxonomy places the organism in Eukaryota, Viridiplantae, Streptophyta, Magnoliopsida, Fabales, Fabaceae. The coding region runs from base 1 to 2025 and encodes 674 amino acids. The record is from RefSeq and is a predicted model, not a curated record. The transcript has a single exon. Gene Ontology annotation, molecular function: GTPase activity; microtubule binding; GTP binding.
AUGGUUGGAGGAAAGGCAACUAUGGUUACUUCUAGUAACGGUGACAAUUCACUUGCAUUAGUUCAUGCAGAACAGCCUCAGCCUCUUUCUGUUGCACCAAUAGCUUUCUCCUAUAAUGAGAGAAUACGUCCAAUACUUGAUGCUGUUGAGAAUCUAAGGCGUCUUAACAUUGCUAAAGAGGGAAUACAGCUUCCAACCAUUGUUGUUGUUGGUGACCAAUCUUCUGGCAAGUCUAGUGUUCUUGAAUCUCUUGCUGGUAUUAGUUUACCACGUGGUCAGGGCAUUUGCACCAGGGUGCCCUUGGUGAUGAGGCUCCAAAACCACUUGCUUCCAAAGCCAGAGCUUGUGUUGGAGUUUAAUGGUAAAAGCAUUUCCACUGACGAGGAACAUGUUUCUGAUGCCAUAAACAUUGCCACAGAAGAGCUUGCAGGUCAUGGGAAAGGGAUUUCUAAUGCCCCAUUGACUUUGGUGGUGAAGAAGAAUGGUGUUCCUGAUCUAACAAUGGUUGAUCUUCCAGGUAUAACUCGUGUGCCUGUUCAUGGUCAACCUGAGAAUAUAUAUGACCAGAUUAAGGAUAUCAUCAUGGAGUAUAUAAGGCCUGAAGAAAGCAUUAUCUUGAAUGUUCUUUCUGCAACUGUUGAUUUUACUACUUGUGAGUCCAUCAGGAUGUCACAGACUGUUGAUAAAACUGGUUUGAGGACACUUGCUGUUGUUACAAAGGCUGAUAAGUCUCCUGAAGGCUUGUUAGAGAAGGUCACUGCUGAUGAUGUGAACAUUGGUCUUGGUUAUGUUUGUGUUAGAAACCGAAUUGGAGAUGAAUCUUAUGAAGAAGCAAGAAUGGAAGAAGAAAAGUUGUUUGAGUCUCAUCCACUUCUUUCCAAAAUAGACAAGUCUAUUGUUGGUGUUCCUACUUUGGCUCAAAAGCUUGUCCAGGUGCAAGCUACUAUUAUAUCUAAAACAUUGCCAGAGAUUGUCAAGAAAAUCAAUGAGAAGCUGACUCAUAAUUUGUCUGAGUUAGAUAAAUUGCCCGUUAACUUAUCUUCAGUAGCUGAUGCCAUGACUGCUUUUAUGCAUGUUAUUGGAUUGUCAAAAGAGUCUCUCAGAAAAAUUCUUCUAAGAGGAGAAUUUGAAGAGUACCCUGAGGACAAGCACAUGCAUUGCACUGCUCGCUUGGUGGACAUGCUUGAUGCUUACUCAAGUGAAUUUUGCAAUUGUGAUGAGAGUGAUGCUACUGAGAAUUUUCUAAUGGAAGAGAUACAGGUGCUGGAAGAAGCCAAAUGGAUUGGUCUUCCAAACUUCAUGCCCCACACUGCUUUUGUUACUAUACUGCAGAGGAAAGUGAAUGGUAUUGCAAAGAUGCCAAUAUGUUUUGUUGAUAAAGCAUGGAACUAUCUUGAAACUGUGGUGACUUCUGUUUUAAUGCGUCAUUGUGAACAUUAUUUUCAGCUUCAGGUGUCUGCUAGAAGAGCUGGGCAGAUUCUUAUUGCUAAGAAGAAGGAAAGUUCAAUUAGGCAUGUGAUGGAAGCUGUUGAAAUGGAAAAGCAUACGGAUUUCACUUGUAAUCCUGAGUUUAUGCAGGAAUAUAAUAGGUUAAUAUCUCGUCAAGAUGCUUUUUUGAAUGAUGUUUUGGAUAACGAGGAUGAGCCAGACAAUGUAAUGAUUGAGGGUGUUGGGCAGGUUGAUGUUUGUGAUUUGAGGAAAUACUCUCAAGUUGUCCUUAGUCAAGCAUUUGAUUUGAAGGUAAGGAUGAUUGCAUACUGGAAGAUUGUGCAGAGGAGGCUUAUAGACAGCAUGGCUUUGCAUUUGAUGUUAAGUAUUAAAAACUUUGUUGACAAGGAUUUUGAAAAGGAGAUUGUUCAUGAUCUGUUAUCUACAAGUGGAGGAGGAAUUGAAAGGUUGUUAGAGGAAUCUCCUUCUAUUUCUGGGAAGCGAGAAAAGUUUAGUAGGAGCGUCAAAGUUCUGAGAGAUAGUAAGGAAACGGUAGCUAAUAUAAUGGACAGAAUUGGAAGCUAUGGUGAUAAUUAGAAGAUUUGCUCUAUGUUCCUCGCAUUAUCCAGUCUUAUCAACAAGCUUUUUAAUCUUUCUGGAACCUA